This is a messenger RNA of Mycena indigotica, 1011 nucleotides long. RefSeq lists its product as uncharacterized. The coding region runs from base 1 to 1011 and encodes 336 amino acids. NCBI's taxonomy places the organism in Eukaryota, Fungi, Basidiomycota, Agaricomycetes, Agaricales, Mycenaceae. The record is from RefSeq and is a predicted model, not a curated record. The transcript has 4 exons.
AUGGCCGUAAUGUCUCCUCCAGUCAAAGACGGACAAUACUACUUCGAACACGGCGACUGCACGUUUCUUGUCGAGCAAGUUCUGUUCAAACUUCCUCGCUUUGCGUUGUGUCAGGACGCCAACUCAAUGUUUGCAGAUAUGUUCGCCGUCGCAAAGGACGACGACGACUUGGCACCCAUUCCGCUGGACGAUUCCGCAGAAGAUUUUCGUGCCCUCUGCUGGGCGAUGUUUGCUCGACCUACCGAAAUGUACAAAAUGCUCGCCAAACCGGGCGACAUUGAUGUACAGAUGUAUCUUCGUGUGCUCGACAUCGCGCAUAAAUACCAGCUCUUGGAGUACGAAGCGUGGGCGUGGAUGAUGGCGCGUCAUGCCUCCGAUGCGGUGCCCGCCCGCCUCAAGAUCGCCGCUGAAGACGAACUUGAACACACGCUUAUGCUGGCCGUUCGCUGCCAAGAUUCCGCACCCGAGCUGUUGGAGCUUGUCGAGUCUACCUGGCUUGCGCGCAUCAUAGAUGGCUCCCUCCCCCACAGUCGAGCCCUGACCGCAGGCGAACUGUAUGGGAGGAGAAAGUUCCAAGGGGAGAUAUACUGGAAUCUCCGCACUAGAUUGACUAGAGGGCCGCAAAUUGCGUCUCCAAAGCUCGGAUUCUCCGCCUUCAACCUGACCGACACGCAGCUCAAUAGGCUAUUGUUAGGACAUGCCCUGCUGUCUCACUGUAUGCGAACUGCGGCCGACAGACCCUAUCUCGUGCCACGACUAUCAGAUUGCCACGACCACAAACCCUGCCAAACGUUUUGGGACAAAAGCAUUCCCUAUCCCACCCACAUCGGCGACCGGAAUUGGAUUUACGGCGGCCAAAAUGCCUUGGAAAAGACUCUUCCGGACAGCCCAUUUUACCGCUACGAACUUGAAUGCGUUGGAUCUCAUUUGCGAUCCAUGGCCUCGGAAUCAAAUGAAAUACCUGAUGACCUUGCUAGCUACUUCUUAGGACCAGACCCAAGCAGUCCAUAG